GGAGGGAGGACACCAGUAAUUGGACAACAUGUUUGGCAACUGCAGCGAAACACUCACUUAAUAUGCAGAGAUGAUAAUGAGUCCACAUCAUUAGAGUCGAAGGUGAAGUGGUGAACUGGAGGCAGAAGGUGGUGACGCAACAGUAUGGACGCCAACUGCAAAUACAGACAAUAAACAAGACCAUUAGAGGAGGACAUGGAGCAGUCAGACGAGCGCUUCCCUGGGCCGCAGGCCACAGUUUAUGUGGAGCAGAACUCAGAGGAGAUGGCUGAGGCUGGUGAGGCAUCCCAGGUGGAAACAGUAUCAGAGGAGAACAAGGGUCUGAUCUGGAGUCUGCUCAAACAGCUGCGGCCAGGUAUGGACCUGUCCAAAGUGUUGCUUCCAACCUUCAUCCUGGAGCCACGCUCCUUUUUGGACAAGCUGUCUGACUACUACUACCACGCUGACCUGCUCUCACAAGCCGUACUGAAGGAAAGUGCAUUUGAGCGCAUGAAGCAGGUGUUAAGAUGGUACUUGUCUGGUUUCUACAAAAAACCUAAGGGUCUUAAAAAGCCUUACAACCCAAUCCUGGGGGAAACGUUCCGCUGCUGUUGGCCCCACCCUCAGACUCAGAGCUGCAGUUUUUUCAUAGCUGAACAGGUGUCCCACCAUCCACCUGUCUCUGCUUUCUACGUCUGCAACAGAAAAGAUGGCUUUUCUGUCAGAGGAAGCAUCCUGGCCAAGUCCAAAUUUUAUGGCAACUCAGUGUCAGCUAUUCUGGAUGGUAAAGUCAGGCUGAUGUUCCUGAACAGGGAUGAGGAGUAUGUCAUCACAAUGCCAUACGCUCACUGCAGAGGAAUUCUGUACGGAACUAUGACACUAGAGCUGGGUGGGAAGGUUUCCAUAGAGUGUAAGAAAACAAAAUGUGUCACAAAAAUGGAGUUCAAACUCAAGCCUAUGUUGGGACGACCCUGCUCUGUCAAUCAGAUCAUAGGGAAGAUCACAGUAGGGGAUGAGACUCUGGCUACAGUUGACGGGUACUGGGACAGUGAAGUAUUUGUCUAUGACAAAUACUCAGGUCAGCAGGAGUUGCUGUGGAAUCCCAGUUCAGAAAUCCGCAGCCACCGUCUCAAGAGACAAGUGGUACCAGUUGAUCGGCAGAGGGAGUUUGAGUCUGAGAGACUGUGGCAGCAUGUGACCAGUGCCAUUUUGGAUCAGGACCAGCAGCAGGCCACUCAAGAAAAGUCUGUGCUAGAGGAGGCUCAGAGGAGAGAAGCCAAGGAGAGAGGAGACACACAGUGGAUCCCACGACUUUUCCAAAAGGACCCUGUCAACUCUGAGUGGAUCUACAAGCACAUGGAGAUGCAGCUGUGGGACCCAGGUCAAUGUCUGGUUCAGUUUGAGAAGGAUGGUGUGAUCCAGACGCAGGAGAAAACUCGACACAAUGAACGGCCUGACAACAGCAGUUGGACAGAUCAAAAAGAGGUCGCACAGCUACCUAAAUGACACCUGUGUUUUACCUGCCAGCCUUGGCCCAGCUAUUGAAGUUUGUCUUUCUCUCGUGUUGGUAUUGAUUGAGCUCCGACCAUUACUUGAAUAUGUAGUUCAUGUAAAAAAGAAGUGAAUAGUCAGAAAUGUGUUAAGGUAAAGUGGUCAUGUUUUAAGGAAAUAUAGUCAUAUUAAUUAAAUUAAUUAAAUGUCGCACUGGUCAGUGCCAUCUUAAAUACCUGGGGAACACCUUGGAAAUAGACUUUUUAAAAACUAUAGCAUAAAUAUAUCAAAAUAGUUUUUGUAUGUUAGUUACAUGGGUUUUACUAGAAAAAAAAGAUUUCAUUUAAAUUGUGUAUAUCCAAUAUAUUAAAUGGCAUGUGAGGAGUAGAUUCCAAAUGAGGAUUUUAUUGUACAGUUUAAAGAAGAGGCGGCGCACAUUCACAAUUUAACAGUUACAUGUAAAAGAUUCAUUGGCAGGAAAAUACAAAACAACAUGCUGAAAACCCAACAUUUAUCAAGUUAUAUAAGGUGUGUUUUUCAUUUUUAUAUGUCCGUAUUCCUAUCCAACAAUAUUUAUAUCUCCUUUAAGAAUGCAUAUAAUAAUCAGGCUACUGUCGCUUUUUCCACUAGAGGGAGCCGUUGAUGUAUGUAACUGUCUUUUAAUAAAUCCUCCAUUGUCUGUCCUUA
Messenger RNA from Cynoglossus semilaevis (tongue sole), 2157 nucleotides. Its product is annotated as oxysterol-binding protein-related protein 5-like. Lineage: Eukaryota; Metazoa; Chordata; Actinopteri; Pleuronectiformes; Cynoglossidae. The coding region runs from base 196 to 1485 and encodes 429 amino acids. Gene Ontology annotation, molecular function: cholesterol binding. The transcript has 12 exons. The record is from RefSeq and is a predicted model, not a curated record. Gene Ontology annotation, cellular component: membrane; cortical endoplasmic reticulum; cytosol.